Molecule: messenger RNA, 2139 nt
Organism: Ictalurus furcatus (blue catfish)
Lineage: Eukaryota; Metazoa; Chordata; Actinopteri; Siluriformes; Ictaluridae
Gene: edil3a
Product: EGF-like repeats and discoidin I-like domains 3a
Exons: 10
Coding region: 104-1411 (435 amino acids)
Molecular function (GO): calcium ion binding
Source: RefSeq, a predicted model, not a curated record
UCCGAGGAGGAACCGAUUGAAGUUGUACCGUCUCCGUCUGUCUCAGGCUCGUGACCCUGUGGGACGUUAUUUAUUUAUUUAUAUAUUUUUGAUCACUGUUAAAAUGGGACCGGUUCUUGUCUUCCUCGUCCUCUGCGCGAGUCUCGCUGUCCCGCAUCUUGCGAAAGCAGCAGAGGGGAAGGAUCCACCUCCAGGACCCUGCCACCCGAACCCCUGCCACAAUGGAGGCAUUUGUGAAAUCAGUGAGACCUACAGGGGCGACACAUUCAUCGGUUAUGUCUGCAAGUGUGCGCCUGGCUUUAACGGCAUCCACUGCCAGCACAAUGUCAAUGAAUGUGAAAGGGAUCCAUGUAAAAAUGGAGGAAUCUGUACGGAUUUGGUGGCCAACUAUUCCUGUGAAUGCCCAGGCGAAUACAUGGGAAGAAACUGUCAGUAUAAAUGCUCUGGCCCACUCGGUAUGGAAGGAGGCAUCAUCUCCAACCAGCAGAUCACCGCCUCCUCCACCCACCGUGCUCUCUUUGGUCUGCAGAAGUGGUACCCCUACUUCGCUCGCCUCAACAAAAAGGGACUGGUGAACGCCUGGACAGCUGCCGAAAAUGACAGAUGGCCCUGGAUCCAGAUAAACCUGCAGAGAAGGAUGCGGGUCACAGGCCUGAUAACCCAAGGGGCCAAGCGGAUUGGGAGCCCUGAGUACGUCAAAUCGUACAAAGUGGCCUCCAGCGACGACGGAAAGACAUGGAGGACGUACAAAGUCAAGGGCACGGAUGAGGAUAUGAUAUUCCGGGGCAACAUCGAUAACAACACUCCCUCGGCCAACUCGUUCACUCCCCCUAUCGAGGCUCAGUAUGUGAGGAUCUACCCGCAAGUCUGCAGGAGACACUGCACUCUGCGCAUGGAGCUCCUGGGCUGUGAACUUACAGGUUGCUCAGAGCCUCUGGGCAUGAAGUCUGGCCAUAUACAGGACUACCAGAUCACAGCAUCCAGCACUUUCCGAACCCUCAACAUGGACAUGUUUACCUGGGAGCCCAGCAAAGCCCGUCUGGACAAGCAGGGAAAGGUCAAUGCCUGGACAGCUGGACAUAGUGAUCAGUCUCAGUGGCUACAGGUGGACAUGCUUGUUCCAACCAAAAUCACAGGUAUCAUUACCCAGGGGGCGAAAGAUUUUGGCCAUGUGCAGUUUGUGGGCUCAUAUAAGCUUGCUUUCAGCAACGACGGCGAAAGAUGGCACAUAUAUCAGGAUGAAAAACAGAAGAAAGAUAAGGUAUUUCAAGGAAACUUUGAUAACGACACACACAGGAAAAACGUGAUUGAUCCUCCCAUCUAUACCCGCUUCAUCCGGAUCCUUCCAUGGUCAUGGUAUGGGAGGAUCACUCUGCGUGCAGAAGUACUUGGAUGCACGGAGGAAGAGUAAAAAUCCCCAGAUCCCACUUUUUUUUUCUCGCUUGGUACACUUCAGUACCAGUUUCAGAUUCAGUAUAAACUUUGCUCGAGCUGUAUAGCGGAUAUCAAUUUCCAGUAGAGUUUGCUUUUUUGUUUUUCAAAAUGGUUUGGAGGUGCAUAUUGGGGGUGCGAGUGGUUGCUGUUUUAUGUUUUGUACACUAAAUUCCAACCCUACAAUUAUGUUUGUCAUCUUAAUUUCCUGUGCUUGGGGUCAUUUGGUUCAAGUUUAAGAUUUUGCCCUAUGUUUAUAGAGUCUUGUAAUUUCUGAUAGGAUUGAGGGAUUGGGGUUGGGUUUAUUUCACUGUGGCUAAAGCAGUGGGAUGUUAGCCACUGGAUGGGUCACUUUUAAACCAACACAAUAAAAAAAAUGAUAUACUAUGCUUCAUGGACCAUAAUCAAACAGCUUUAACUCAUAACUAAAACAAAAUUGAUAAAAUGUUUAAAGCACCACUACUAUAAUAGUAGAAUUUAUGUUUCCUGCUUUUCUGUUUUAUUUUAACACCUUAUCAAAAUUACAAUUACAUAAUACACUGAUGUUGUGUAGAGGAAAUAUGAUACUUGUAUUAUAUAUUAAACACUGAAUUACUGCAUGGUGCAUAAAUUAUAUUAGAAAUGUUAGGCAUCUAAUUCCCUUAACAUUGUAAUUUUGCUCCAUAUUAAACAUUUAUCACUUAAAUUAAUCACUUUGAAUCUGUUUUA